This is a messenger RNA of Anopheles funestus (African malaria mosquito), 6265 nucleotides long. RefSeq lists its product as uncharacterized. NCBI's taxonomy places the organism in Eukaryota, Metazoa, Arthropoda, Insecta, Diptera, Culicidae. Gene Ontology annotation, biological process: DNA integration. Gene Ontology annotation, molecular function: nucleic acid binding. Bases 253 to 5976 code for a protein of 1907 amino acids. The transcript has 2 exons. The record is from RefSeq and is a predicted model, not a curated record.
AUUGUUGCGACGAAAUCGUUCGACGCGCCUGUCGGGGCGAAACAUAGGGCGAAACGGGCCGAAGCAGGCUCCGGCGAGAUCGCAAAUCGUCACAUCAAAUGAAACCACCAGUGAGUAAGGAAGUGAGAACCAGUAAAGAUCUAGAAGAUUGAAUAACAGAAAGGGGCGAGAAAUUUUCAGAACCGCACAUAAGCGGUUGCAGAAAAUCAAACCUACAAGUUCUGAAAAUUUUCUCUGGUGAGAAAUAAAAGGAUGGAGAAUACACCCGAGUGCCAACUGUGUAGCCGACCAGGGGAUAAGGAAACCAAGAUGGAGAAAUGCUGCUUGUGCACGAAAUGGGAGCAUGCCAAAUGUGCAGGACUGGCCGCAGAGACCAAAGAUUCCGCAUCAAGGUAUGUAUGCUCUAAGUGCAAAGUGAAGCAGGAGACCACGGCCGCCAAGUUCCGUGACGAUCGAGACACAGCCAGCUUGAAACCUUCCACGCGUUCGAGGGUGGGGUCAACGACCACCACUAAGCGAAGUGUGCGAAAUACAUCAGAAAGUGUACCAUCCACUCGCAUCUCAGUGAACACAGAAGAACAGCUUAAGCUGGUAGUAGAAGAGCAACUUUUACGAGAGCGCGAGAUAAAGGAGAAAAGAGAAAUGAAACGUCGCGAGAACGCUGAACUGGCUCGUCGACUGGAAGAGAAGAGAAAGUUUGCAGAGGAAGAGAGCAUCCUUCGGCAGAACGCACUUAAAGCCGAAGCGGAGAUUAAGUCGCUGGAGCAAAGUGUGCGCCGCGAGUCACUUGAAAGGAAGCGUGAACUGAUGCUGCAGGGCUCUCAAGCAAGCCGUGUGGGAUCGGAAACGAGUUACGAAGAGAAAGUAGUGUGUUGGCUUAGUACUAGCAAGGGAAUGACUGGAGAAAGAACGAAACCGCGUGAGAGAGUUCUCUCCAGCUCCAGUUCGACAAUAUCCAGCAUGCAACCUCUCGUAACGUCUAGCUUCGUGGAAAGAGCGGAUGAACCAUUCGACCCAGAUGAACAUAGAAGGAGAGAGAAAGAACGCUUGUCGAAGAGACAGAUUGCAGCACGCCACGUGCUGGGCAAAGAAGUGUCGUUCUUUAGUGGUGACCCAGAAGAGUGGCCGAUGUUUUUUAGUGCAUUCGAGGAAACAGCAGAAACGUGUGGGUUUAGUAACUCGGAGAAUUUGCUACGACUGCGAAGAUCACUAAAGGGAAAUGCACUCGAACUGGUGAAGGACCAACUAACGUUAAAGGACAAUGUGCCGGAGGUGUUAAAAACCCUUAAGAUGGUUUACGGAAAGCCAAGUUUGCUGGUUCGCUCUUUGCUAAAUAAAAUACGUAGCAUGCCACCCCCGCGGCCAGAAAAAAUGAAAACCGUGAUCGAAUUCGGGCUAGCAGUGAAAGGGUUAACGAACCACAUGAAAGCAGCGAAACUAGAUGCUCAUUUAAAUAACCCAACACUGUUGGAAGAGCUGGAAGAUAAGCUUCCUGGUGAGAUGAAAUUGAAUUGGGCAGCUUAUCAAGAAGAAAAAGGUGUGGAAGGAUUAGUGGGCUUUAGUGUUUAUGCUUCAAACCUGGCAAAGCGCGCAUGUGCAGUGACAAACGAUCCACACGAAAUAAGCAAAAUAGGCGAAAGAAGAAAGCGCAAUACGGUUGUUUCGAACACACAUCUGAGAACAAGUGCUAAACCAGAAACGCCACACGAUAGAUCGGCAUCAUCUUCUACAGUUCAGCGCAAAACGUGUGCAGUGUGCCAACGCGAAGGGCAUCGUGUUUAUGAAUGUGAGCAGUUUAAAGCCGCCGACGUGGACGAGCGUUGGAAGCUUAUAAAAUUGAAGUCCCUGUGCAGAACGUGCUUGAAUAAUCACGGUAAGUGGCCAUGCAAAUCCUGGGUAAGCUGUGGUGUAGAUGGUUGCCGCCUAAAGCAUCACACACUGCUCCACUCCACGGUAGCCACUGAAGGGACAGUCAGCGCAUGUGCAACACACUCUCAUGAUGCCUACGUCGUAAGUCCAUUGUUUAGAAUCUUACCAGUGACACUAUACCAUAACAACAACACUAAAUCGAUAUAUGCUUUCGUAGAUGAGGGAUCGUCAUACUCAUUAAUCGACGAAUCAAUAGCCAGAGAUUUGAACGUGCAUGGCCAGAAGACACCGCUCACGCUACAAUGGACAGGACAAAUAAAAAGAAACGAGCCAAAUUCCGAGCUGAUACGACUAAACAUUUCCGGAAGGGACAGAAAUAACCAGUACAAGCUAGAGAACGUUAGAACGGUCAGCCGCCUCAUGCUUCCAACACAAUCGCUUAACUACGAAGCACUGAAGGAACGGUUCCCACACCUCAAAGGUCUACCGAUGCAAAACUACACACAUGCGCAACCACAGCUACUAAUUGGACUGGACAAUAUUAGACUUGGUGUUCCACUAAAGCUCCGUGAAGGAAGAUCGACAGAACCUAUUGCUGCUAAGUGUCGACUAGGCUGGGCGAUCUACGGAGGAGGAAAAGCGCGCACAGCACGAACAGCCAUGGUAAACUUUCACGUUGCCCCACCGUCAGAUUGUGACAAACAGAUGAGCGAACAACUAAGAGACUAUUUCACGAUGGAAGACUACAACACUAAAGGAUCAUUCGAAAGUUUGGAAUCCGAGGACGACAGACGUUCAAACCGCAUGUUGGCAGAAACGACAAAGCGAGUAGAGACUGGUAACCGGUUCGAAACUGGGCUACUAUGGAAUACGGACCAUCCCAACUUUCCUGAUAGUUAUCCCAUGGCAGUAAGACGAUGGGAAGCGUUGGAAAGAAGGUUUCAGCAAACACCGGCGUUAGAAGCAAAGAUACGACAAACUAUAGCUGAAUACGAAACAAAGGGCUACGCACAUAAAGCAAGUCUGGAAGAACUAUCCUCGGUCGACGUAAAAAGAAUCUGGUACUUACCGUUGGGAGUUGUACAAAAUCCCAAGAAACCGGAUAAGAUUCGACUGAUAUGGGAUGCAGCAGCGAAAGUAGCAGGAGUGUCGUUCAACUCGAGAAUGCUGAAAGGGCCUGACCUCCUAACACCGCUGCCUCAAGUGUUAAGCCAUUUUCGACAGUUUCCGAUAGCAGUGGCAGGGGACAUAAUGGAGAUGUUCCAUCAAAUUAAGAUCCGCCACCCGGAUCGCCAAUCGCAACGCUUUGUGUACCGUAACAGACCGUCAGAUCCUAUUCAGGUAUACGUUAUGGACGUGGCGACAUUCGGUUCAUCGUGUUCACCAGCUGCGGCCCAGUACGUUAAAAACCUCAACGCCCAAGAAUAUGCGAACGAAUUCCCAAGAGCGACGAGCUCGAUAAUUAACAAUCACUACGUAGACGACUAUCUGGAGAGUUUCAAAACAGUGGAGGAAGCAAUAAAGAUCGUGAAAGAAGUGAAACUGGUGCAUUCGAAAGGCGGUUUCACGCUUAGACGCUUCCUAUCCAAUUCACCAGAAGUUAUAAAAAGCAUCGGCGAUCCAGCGAACGAGAAGUCGAAGGAUCUUAUGCUAGAACGAGGAGAAAACACAGGAUCGGUACUAGGAAUGAAAUGGAAGAUAGAAGAUGACGUCUUUACAUUCUCCUUCUCCUCAAACGAAAGCAUACAACGUAUUGUUCGAGAAGACCAUAUCCCUACGAAACGAGAGGUGCUGAAGGUUGUAAUGAGCCUAUUCGAUCCCAUGGGGCUUAUUUCAUUCUACCUUGUGCACGGGAAAACUCUCAUUCAGGACAUAUGGGUGAAAGGCAUCGAUUGGGAUGACGAAAUACCAGGCGACCUGCAGCAGCGAUGGCGGCAGUGGACUAACCUGUUUCCACACCUAGAAGGAUUACGCAUUCCGCGAUGUUAUUUUCACGUACCUUCCACGACAAGGCUCGAUGACAUACAGUUGCAUGUGUUUGUCGAUGCCAGCGAAACAGCGUAUUGUGCCGUAGCUUACUUUCGUUUGGAAAUCGAUGGAAAGACCCAAGUUGGACUUAUUGGUGGGAAAACAAAAGUGGCACCACUGAAGACAAUCUCCAUACCGAAGCUCGAAUUGAAAGCGGCCGUACUAGGCUGUCGAAUGCUGACGAAGAUAAAAGAGCAGCAUUCCUUCACGAUACAUCGUCACUACUUGUGGAGUGAUGCUGGCGUCUGCCUGGCAUGGAUAAAAUCAGCGAAUCCAAGACGGUAUCAACAGUUCGUUUCAGUGCGUGUAGGAGAGAUACUAACAACAACAGACCCGCGAGACUGGCGAUGGGUUCCCUCGAAACUGAAUGUUGCAGACCUGGCUACGAAGUGGAAUACCGGUCCAGAACUGACAAAUGAAAAUCCGUGGUUCACCGGUCCUCAUUUCCUGCAUGAACCAGAAGCACAAUGGCCAGUGAAACAAUCGGUUCCUGAAACCAACGAGGAAGCACGGGUGACACAUCUACACAUUCAGCAAGCGGUUCACCCAAUUGAUUCGUCGCGAUUCAGCCUUUGGAGCAAACUUCUUCGGUCCACGGCGUACAUUGUGCGGUACAAAGACAACCUGAAACGGAAAGUUGAUGGUCAACCGCUAGAGCUUGGGGUGCUUAGACAAGAGGAACUUCGGAGAGCGGAGCAAUCAUUGUGGAAGAUUGCACAGAACGAGGCCUACCCGGACGAGAUUGCUGAGCUGCGUAAAACGAAAGGUGAACCGGAAGGACGACACCACGUGGUUUCCAAAUCUAGUCCUAUCUACAAGAAGUGGCCUUUCAUGGACGAGGACGGCAUACUAAGGAUGAGGGGACGAGUUGCCGCAUCAAGCUACACUAACUACGAAGCUAAGUACCCUGUCUUACUUCCAAAACAUAAUCAUAUUACGUUUCUCGUUGUAGGUUGGUACCACAUCCAGUACCGACACGCAAAUAGAGAAACAGUGGUGAACGAAAUUCGCCAGCGCUUCGACAUUCCCCACCUAAGAGCACUGGUGAAGAAGGUGACGGACGUAUGCGCGUACUGCAAAGUGAUGAGGGCAACCCCAAGGACACCGCCUAUGGCACCCCUACCAAAGAUGCGGCUGGCAGCGUUUGAUAAACCAUUUAAGUAUACGGGUUUAGAUUAUUUCGGUCCAGUGCUAGUGCGAGUAGGGCGAGCGAAUGCGAAACGUUGGAUAGCACUAUUUACGUGUCUAACAGUUAGGGCAGUACACCUGGAAGUUGUACAUUCAUUAAGUACCGAAUCGUGCAUUAUGGCUGUUAAACGUUUCAUUGCUAGGAGAGGAACACCAAUCGAAUUUUGGUCAGACAAUGCCACUUGCUUCCAAGGAGUUAGCAAUAAGCUAAAAACCGAGAUCGAUGACGCUUUAGCUUUAACUUUUACGAGUCCUUGCACUAGUUGGAAUUUUAUUCCACCGGCUACUCCGCAUAUGGGGGGCGCUUGGGAGAGACUUGUUAGAUCUGUGAAAACUGCGAUUAGUACCGUGAUAGAUGCGCCGCGUAAGCCCGACGAUGAAACGUUAGAGACUAUCUUAUUAGAGUCAGAGGCGAUGAUAAAUUCAAGACCGUUAACGUACAUUCCACUGGAAUCCGCCGAUCAAGAGUCGUUAACGCCAAAUCAUUUUCUGUUAGGCAAUUCAAAUGGCGCGAGGCAGAUCCUAUCGCCCGAUGUAGAACAAAAAGCGACUCUCAGGAGCAGCUGGAAGCUGGCAAGAUAUAUGACCGAACAGUUUUGGCAAAGGUGGCUAAAAGAAUAUCUUCCGGUCAUUACCAGGAGAAGUAAAUGGUUCAACGAGGUAGAAGAGUUGAAGCCGGGAGACCUUGUGAUGAUGGUAGGGGGCACAUCGAGAGAUCAGUGGACUAGGGGAAGAAUCGAAAAGGUUAUACCAGGGAGAGACGGUCGAGUUAGAGAAGCUUUGGUACAUACGUCGAACGGAUUACAACGACGAUCAGCGAGUAGGCUCGCUGUAUUGGACGUCUUGGAGAGUAGUGAAACUCCCCCACAGAAACAUCCCUUCGAUAAAUAGGGUGCGUUCACGGGCGGGGGUAUGUUGCGACGAAAUCGUUCGACGCGCCUGUCGGGGCGAAACAUAGGGCGAAACGGGCCGAAGCAGGCUCCGGCGAGAUCGCAAAUCGUCACAUCAAAUGAAACCACCAGUGAGUAAGGAAGUGAGAACCAGUAAAGAUCUAGAAGAUUGAAUAACAGAAAGGGGCGAGAAAUGUAAGAAAAAGUAAUGUUAUACAUCGAAGGAAAUACUAAAAUAAAAAUUAAAAUUUAGUUUCAGAACCGCACAUAAGCGGUUGCAGAAAAUCAAA